AUGCAGUAUCGGGCUGUCGUCAUUCAGGGCCGCCAUGGGCGCUUUGGGGUGGCAGUGAGCGCGGCCUUGGCCUUGGGCGUUCUGCGAGGCGGCUUGACGGCAGCUUCGCCUUGCACUCGCCGCACCGGCCUGGGCGCUGCGGCACAUCGAGGCCUCGGGAUCAGCGUGGGUCCCUCCACGCGCCGAAUCGCUGCUCCCGUGUUGCUCGGCUUCGGGAUGCGCGACGGGGGGAGCGACAUCGUUGAUUGCGUUGCUGCUGCCGCCAUGCUGCGACCAGCUGACGGGCGUGACAACGCCACCACCAAUGCCACCGACGCUGAUUCCGUCGUGGUUGAUUCCGCCGCAGCCGAUUCCGCCGCGGCUGAUUCCGCCGCAGCUGAUUCCGCCGCGACUGAUUCCGCCGCGGCUGAUUGCGGCGCAGCCGAUUCCGCCGCGGCUGAUUGCGGCGCAGCCGAUUCCGCCGCGGCUGAUUGCGGCGCAGCCGAUUCCGCCGCGGCUGAUUGCGGGGCUGCACAUUCCGGCGCGGCGGAGUCCAGCGCAGCAGUUUCCGGCGCACCCGAAGCGGCGCAGUCGCACGCUGCAGGGUCCGACGCACCAGUUUCCGAGGAUGCGCAUUCUCACGCACCAGUUUCUGACGCCAUGGCGUCGUGCUUGCAUCCCGCGGCGGCGUCAGUGCGAUGGCCGUUGUUGGUGCUGUCGCUCAGCGGCUGUACGCGCCGUGAUGCGCUCGACUUCUCCCCGCCGAGGCUCUUCCAGAAUCUCAGCGCUGCAGAAUACGACUCGCGCAAUGGGGCCAUGCUAAGGUAA
Molecule: messenger RNA, 807 nt
Organism: Closterium sp. Naga37s-1
Lineage: Eukaryota; Viridiplantae; Streptophyta; Zygnematophyceae; Desmidiales; Closteriaceae
Source: the annotation of a GenBank genome assembly